This is a messenger RNA of Acanthosepion pharaonis, 876 nucleotides long. Lineage: Eukaryota; Metazoa; Mollusca; Cephalopoda; Sepiida; Sepiidae. The record is from the annotation of a GenBank genome assembly.
UUGAUAUCAAACGUCUCUCUCUCUCUAUCUAUCUAUCUCUCUAUCUCUCUCCCUCACUCUCGCUCUCUUUUCCUAACUCUCUAUGUCUUUCCUUUUCUUUCUCAUUCUUUCUUUUUCUCUUACAUGCUCUCUCUCUCUCAUUUUAUGAGGAUCGAACUCAGAUGGACGAGUAACAACUCCCUAAUAAUGGCGACCACAAUGUCUUAUUCUCCCUUUUCAUUUCUAAACGUCGUGCGCCUCCACUCGAUCUUCAACUUUUCUCUUCUCGACUCUAAAUCUCUCUCACUCUCUUCUUUUCACUUACUCUCGUUCUUUCUUUCUUUCGUUCUUUCUUUCUUUCGUUCUUUCUUUCUUUCGUUCUUUCUUUCUUUCUCUUUCUCUUUCUCUCGCUUUCUUGUUCGUCGUAGUAAUCAACAUUUAAUAGUAUUAUUUAUUUACGGAAUUCAAGUUCUCUCCACGCCUCUCCGCCUCUCUCUCUCUCUCUCUCCCUCUGUUUUUCUCUCACCCCUCUCUCUCCGUCUCUCUGUUUUCUCUCUCUUCCCCUCUCCCUAUUUUCUCUUUAUCCCCCUCUCUGUUUUCUUUUCAUCCCCCUCUCUCCGUUUUCUUUCUCUUCCCCUCUCUCUUUCUGUUUUCCCUCUCUCCCCUUCUCUCCCUCCUCUCUCCCCCUCUCUGUUUUUUCACUCUCCCCCUCUCUCCUCCCCUCUCUCUGUUUUCUCUCUCCCCCUCUCUUCCUCUCUCUCUGUUUUCUCUCCCCAUCUCUCUCCUUUCUAUGUUUUUCUCUCUGUUUUUGUUUCUCUCUUUUUUUCUCUGUUUUCUUUCUAUCCCCCUCUUUGUUUUCUCUCUACCCCUCUCUCUUUCUCUCUUCGUUACUGUUGA